AUGGUGGGCUAUGUUGUUCAAGAUGACAUUCUUAGUGGAACACUCACUGUACACGAAAAUAUUUUCUUCUCUGCUAAUCUUCGCCUACCUUACACAAUGACCCAUAAACAACGGUUAGCACGUGUUGAGGAAGUCAUUGAACAAUUGAGUCUACGUUCAUGUGCAAAUACCCGAAUAGGUACAGAAUUGAAACGUGGUGUAUCUGGCGGGGAACGAAAGCGUACUUGCAUCGCUAUGGAAUUGGUCUUGUCUCCAAAAAUUUUGUUUCUUGAUGAGCCAACCACAGGUCUUGAUGCCUCAACAGCAUGUGAUGUGAUGAAAUGCUUGAAAAACCUUUCAAGAAAUGGAUGUACCAUUGUUUUUUCGAUUCAUCAACCGCGGCAAUCAAUCUUCGAACUAUUUGAUACUGUCUUGCUACUUUCUAAUGGACGUAUAGUCUAUCUCGGACCAUCAAAUAGUCUGCAUACUUAUUUUAUUGAUCAUGGAUUUCCAUGCCGAGAAUCUAAUAAUCCAGCAGAUUUUGCGCUCGAUUUACUUAUUCAAGAAGCUCGUAAUGAUCGCAUAACAAAUCUAUACGAAGCAUAUCUUAAUUCCUCAAUGCAUAAUUUGAUGAUAAAUCGCUUAAAAGACAUUUCACAUGAUUCGAGUAAUGCAAGAGUCCAAGAAGAACAACCACUCCGAAAUAUCGCAUCAGAUCUUUUCUAUGUUUCUCAACGUACUCUACGUAAUGCAAUACGAAAUUCAGCACUAUUGGCAUGGCAAAAUGCAGUCGCUAUUAUUCUUGCAGUACUUACGGGUCUACUCUAUUAUCAACUGCCACAAACAAUAGGUUCAGGAGUACAAAAUCGUCUUGGAGGUCUUUUCUUUGUUAUAGUGAAUCAAAUUUUUAGUACUGCCACAGCACUAGAACCAUUUAUCAAGGAACGUGCACUCUUUAUUCAUGAACAUGUCAGUGGUUACUACAAUAUGCCAACAUUAUUCUUUGCAAAAUUAUUGUGCGAUGUUGUACCAAUGCGAGUUGUGCCAUCAGUGAUAUUCAGUGUCAUUUGUUAUCUCAUGAUGGGAUUACAAAAAAAUGUUGACAAGUUCUUUAUCUUUCUUUUGACUAUCUUCAUGGCUAACAUAUUUGGUUCAGCUACAUGUUUCUUCAUUGCUGCAAGCAUGUCCGUUUUUGGUAGGACUUGUCUUUCAUUUUUUUAG
Molecule: messenger RNA, 1200 nt
Organism: Rotaria sp. Silwood2
Lineage: Eukaryota; Metazoa; Rotifera; Eurotatoria; Philodinida; Philodinidae
Source: the annotation of a GenBank genome assembly